AACAGCAGAUCCAAGCCCCAUCUAAAGUACAUCCUAUUCAGCACGUAAACAUCGAGAUGAAUAAAGGGUGUGGCAUUCUCUGUAUAUAAAAUCUGUCUCUCCGACCUCCCCAUCACUCGUUUUACUUCUUUGCUCUUUGUGAACUACAGAAAUCUGAGUCAACAUGUCUCAACUUCAGCAAAGCAUGGCAGGAAUGAUUAAAACCUUUCAUAAAUACUCCGGGAAAGAAGGAGACAAGACCACGCUGACCAAAGCUGAGCUCAAGGAACUACUUAAUACAGAGCUGGGUGAUAUCCUAGGGAAAUCUGACGACAAGGCCGCUAUCGACAAUAUCUUUAAAGAUCUGGAUGCAGAUGGAGAUUCCACUGUGAACUUUCAGGAGUAUGCCACCAUGGUUGCCUGUAUUACUUUGAUGUGUAAUGAAGCCUGCAAGUAAUUUGGAGACACUGAUUCAUCAGUCAUACUGUACAUCUGAUUUCAUGUAUGUUCUGUUUAUUACUUUCAGAACACUUGCAUGUGUACACUUUUAAAACCUUCAUGAUAACAGUUUUUUUUAAAUUGGCAUAACUCAUACAUAUUGCUGGUGAUGUUUUAAUAAAAACUGGAUUCCUCACAA
This is a messenger RNA of Paramisgurnus dabryanus, 616 nucleotides long. RefSeq names its product ictacalcin-like. NCBI's taxonomy places the organism in Eukaryota, Metazoa, Chordata, Actinopteri, Cypriniformes, Cobitidae. The record is from RefSeq and is a predicted model, not a curated record. Gene Ontology annotation, cellular component: cytoplasm. Gene Ontology annotation, molecular function: calcium ion binding; calcium-dependent protein binding; transition metal ion binding.